AUGCCCCCCAAGGCCGCCGACAAGAAGCCCGCCAGCAAGGCCCCCGCGAGCGCCUCCAAGGCCCCGGUGGAGAAGAAGGAUGCUGGCAAGAAGACCGCGCCCUCGGGCGACAAGAAGAAGCGGACUAAGGCCCGCAAGGAGACUUACUCCUCCUACAUCUACAAGGUCCUGAAGCAGGUCCACCCCGACACCGGUAUCUCCAACCGUGCCAUGUCUAUCCUCAACUCGUUCGUUAACGAUAUCUUCGAGCGCGUGGCCACCGAGGCUUCCAAGCUUGCCGCCUACAACAAGAAGUCGACCAUUUCGUCGCGCGAGAUCCAGACAUCCGUCCGCCUCAUCCUGCCCGGUGAGCUGGCCAAGCACGCCGUGUCGGAAGGCACCAAGGCCGUCACCAAGUAUUCGUCGAGCACGAAAUGA
Molecule: messenger RNA, 417 nt
Organism: Parathielavia appendiculata
Lineage: Eukaryota; Fungi; Ascomycota; Sordariomycetes; Sordariales; Chaetomiaceae
Product: putative histone H2B
Exons: 3
Coding region: 1-417 (138 amino acids)
Cellular component (GO): nucleosome
Molecular function (GO): protein heterodimerization activity; structural constituent of chromatin; DNA binding
Source: RefSeq, a predicted model, not a curated record